ACUAGUGAGAGAUUAGGAACUCCUUACCUGAGGGGAUCUACUUUCUUCCUGAGAGAUUUAAUGGAGCCCUCCAGCAUGGAAAGUGAAAUAAUGUUAAAUAACAAUUCUGAAGAUGUUGGUCCACAGCCAAUUGUGAAGUUCAGAAAUGCUUACAAGAGGUAUGGCCGGACAGCUGUUAUACUGCGUGGACUUAAUAUGACAAUACCGACGGGCACUAUAUAUGGUCUGUUGGGACCUAGCGGAUGCGGUAAAACAACACUGCUCAGCUGCAUAAUCGGCAGAAGAAAACUUGACAGUGGAACUUUGUUUGUUGAUGUAAAGUCCAAAGUGGAUAUGGGCUAUAUGCCACAGGAAGUAUCACUGUACGAGGAGUUCCAAAUUCACGAGGUUUUCCGAUACUUUGGACUUUUGACUAACCAAACUGAAGACUACAUCAAGCACCGUGAGAAAGAACUUGCAGAGCUUUUAGAUCUUCCUCCAACAAACAGACUUGUCUGUAACUUGAGCGGUGGACAGCAAAGAAGGGUUUCAAUGGCAGUAGCUUUGUUUCACAACCCAAAGUUCCUUAUCCUAGAUGAGCCCACUGUAGGACUGGAUCCACUCUUAUGUGAAAGCAUAUGGAAAUAUUUUAUACAUAUAACGGAUGUGGAACACAAAACAAUUAUCAUUACAACCCAUUAUAUUGAAGAAGCGAGAAAUUCACAUACUAUGAUUCAAGGAUUCACUUGUUGUGCUUUCAGAUUGGAUUAUGAGAGGUGGGAUUCUGCUAACAGAGAGAAGUCCCCUCCAACUCAUGGAGAUGAACAACUGUUCAAGUCUGGAGGAGGCAUUUCUCAAAUUAAGCCAGAAACAAGAGGACAUUCCAUCAGAUAG
Messenger RNA from Nilaparvata lugens (brown planthopper), 873 nucleotides. Its product is annotated as ABC transporter G family member 23-like. The transcript is spliced from 7 exons. NCBI's taxonomy places the organism in Eukaryota, Metazoa, Arthropoda, Insecta, Hemiptera, Delphacidae. Gene Ontology annotation, molecular function: ATP hydrolysis activity; ATP binding. The coding region runs from base 61 to 873 and encodes 270 amino acids. The record is from RefSeq and is a predicted model, not a curated record.